This is a messenger RNA of Chara braunii, 732 nucleotides long. Lineage: Eukaryota; Viridiplantae; Streptophyta; Charophyceae; Charales; Characeae. The record is from the annotation of a GenBank genome assembly.
AGAAUCAUAGGAGAUUAUAUGGUAAGGCUGUUUUUUUUUUUUUUUUAAUGGUUUGUUCACUUGAUGGAUGGACAUAUAUGGAUUGAGAGCGAUGGGCUUGAACAGGGAACUACGGCGACUUUCAUUGCCAGGUUGGGGAUUCCGGAGAAAUCACACGAGGACUACAGUUACCACCACCAACGAUCUGUUUCCCCUCCAUUCAGGCAAACAGAACCAUCUCGGCCAGUAGAUCUCAAAGGAGUGAGAGUCCUUGUCACGGAUGACAACUGCGUGAACCGAAUGGUGACGAGGGAGUUGCUUUCGAGAAUUGGCUGCACUGUGACCGUCGUUGGGUCGGGAAGAGAGUGCCUGGCGCUUAUGGGUCAACCGAACCAUGGCUUCCGUGUGCUCCUUCUGGAUGUUUGCAUGCCGGACAUGGAUGGCUACGAAGUAGCGACACGAAUCAAGGAGAGGUUCCCUCGCCAUAAAAGGCCUUUGAUGGUGGCUUUGACAGCAAAUACUGACAAUGGCACUAGGGAGAGAUGUCUUGAAGUAGGAAUGGAUGGAGUGUUAUCGAAGCCGAUGUCAGUUGACGAUAUGCGAUGCGUCCUCCAAAACCUCCUGGAAACAGGUUUGGUUCCUGAGAAUCAGGGAAGCCGUCAGCCGUAGAAGGGGAGGGUUGCCACCCUUCGCCAUGAAGGAUAGGCUGAUGUACAAUUUCAAUUUGUGGCCAAUGGAAGAAGCCUCACAAAU